AUGGCGGAGGAUAUGGCGAGCCGUUACCAGGUGAUGGAGGAGUUGGGAAGUGGAAGCUUCGGCGUCGUUUACAAGGCAAUUGAUACAGCCACGGGAGAGAUUGUUGCGGUGAAACAUAUCGAUCUCGAGUCCAGCGAAGACGAUAUUCAGGAAAUCCAGCAGGAGAUUUCCGUCCUGGCCACCUGCGCCAGCGCAUAUGUUACACAGUACAAAGCGAGCUUUCUGAAGGGUCACAAGCUCUGGAUUGUCAUGGAAUUUUUGGGUGGAGGAUCAUGUCUGGAUCUGUUAAAACCAGGGGUCUUCAACGAAGCGCAUGUGGCAAUUGUCUGCCGAGAAUUGCUACAGGGUCUUGAAUAUCUUCAUGCUGAAGGCAAGAUCCAUCGAGACGUCAAAGCUGCAAAUGUGUUGCUCUCCCAUACCGGAAAGGUGAAGCUGGCCGACUUUGGCGUGGCCGCGCAGCUUGUCAAUAUCAAGUCGCAGCGCAAUACCUUCGUGGGUACUCCGUUCUGGAUGGCGCCCGAAGUUAUCCAGCAGGCUGGAUACGACUUCAAGGCGGAUAUUUGGUCUCUGGGUAUCACUGCGAUUGAAAUGAUCAACGGCGAGCCACCGCACGCUAGCACCCAUCCGAUGAAAGUGCUCUUCCUCAUUCCCAAGCAGCCUGCCCCGCGACUGGAGGGCAACGAAUACAGCAGCACAUUCAAGGACUUUAUUGCCCAAUGUCUGACUAAGGACGCAGACCGUCGUCCCAGUGCGAAGGAACUGUUACGACACAAAUUCAUCCGCAACGCAGGGAAACCCGAGGCGCUGCAGGAACUCAUUCAUCGCAAGCAGGAUUGGGAUGCCGGCCGCGGAGUCAGCAAGGAUGUCAAAUACUACGCGGAGUCCCUCAACACCAUCACGAAGCCACCUUCCCCCGAAGAAGAAGAUGAUGACGAUUGGGUAUUCGACACUGUCAAGGCUCCAUCUAUGUGGGUGCCCAAGGGCACUGACUGGACCACCCUGGACGAGGACGAAAACGAGACCGACCCUGCUCAAUUGAUGGCAGAUAUGCACAUUUCUCAGCCCCCGCUUCCUCCCAGGCACCAACCCAAUUCUACCGUCCGACGAACCCCGGUUGCCGAGCGGUCACCUUCAACCCGUCGAGCCAACACCAAGCGACGAUCCAGUGGUAUCAAGCAGCCUCUGGGGCUAGACUUGAGCUAUGGAAACAGCCCGUCUACUGUUAGGCAGUUCCGCCGCGUGUCGGACAAGGCUCCUAGCGAGACGCCCAAAGUUCCGCCUGGCUUUGAUGAGAAUUCUAGUCCGAAGGUUGCCUCUGGUGAGCCGACCAGCAAAGAGGCUCAGCUCGGACACCGUGCAUACAGCCGGGCUGUUGGACUUUCCUGCCAGGAAGUCCUCUCUACUACUGGCGAUGGAGAGAAGCGCGAGGCCAUUUCUCGGCUGGCCGAGGCCUGGAGUGACCUGGAGAUGGUUGAUCCUGAAGGUCUCUACCACAUCAUUCGCAUCAUGAACGAGAAACUUCAGGCCGACCCUCGCCUCAACACCAUGAUCCCCACAUCCCCUCAACCCGACUCUCCUGGACGCCCGCGCCUCGUUCUGGCCCAGAACAACCCCCACCUCAAAAGCCACCGUCGCCGACAGUCGAGUGUGGCCGAACCCAACCCACCAUCACCUCUUUCCAACAUGCCUGGCCAAAAUCCGGCUGGUAUGGAACACACCAAACAACUCUCCGAUGUGCUCUACCAGCGUUGGGCAGAGGGACUGCGCAACCGCUGGGGAAUCUAA
Penicillium cinerascens is the source of this 1785-nucleotide messenger RNA. RefSeq names its product STE20 family serine/threonine-protein kinase. NCBI's taxonomy places the organism in Eukaryota, Fungi, Ascomycota, Eurotiomycetes, Eurotiales, Aspergillaceae. The transcript has 6 exons. The coding region runs from base 1 to 1785 and encodes 594 amino acids. Gene Ontology annotation, molecular function: protein kinase activity; ATP binding. The record is from RefSeq and is a predicted model, not a curated record. Gene Ontology annotation, biological process: protein phosphorylation.